UGGACACAUCAAAAAUGCAGAGAAAAAAUAAUGCAAAACACGACCUGGACGAGGAGACAGGCCUGCGUUAAGCCUUGGGCUCGACGAGAGCCGGUGAGACCGCCUAACAGACAAAUAACAAUGAUGUACUAAAAGCUAUAUAAUCACUCCACACAGAGCCAGCUAUAGAUGCCUUGCAGGUGACGUCACACGCUCACCGAACUGUAGCCGCCGCCAUAUUGAGUACCUUCUUUGGUGCCCCGGUCGUUGAAGAUGCCGUCCGUGUGUUGUGCAGUUGGGUGUGAUAAUAAGAAAGGUGACCCAAAUAUUUCUUUUUAUCGCUUACCGAAAGAGGAAGAACGUCGUCAGAGAUGGCUGUCAGCAAUCAGGAGGGCUAACUGGACGCCGACUGCAAGUAGCCGUCUGUGCAGUGCACAUUUUGUAUCAUGUGCAAAAAGCCAAAACCCACUAAGCCCAGACUACGUGCCAACAAUAUUUCCUCAUCUAAGUUCUCCAAACAAGCGAAAGAGGGUUUAUCAAAUGGCCAGGUUUGAACACACUCAGGCUCUAAAAAGAAAAAGAGCAGUGAUUGAUGCUGACAGAGGAGAGACGGGAAAAGCAGAGGACAGACAGGAGGUGGAUGAUGAUGACCAGCAGGAUGGAGGAGAAGACAGACAAGAGGUGGAUGAUGAUGACCAGCAGGAUGGAGGAGAAGACAGACAGGAGGUUGGAUUGGCGAUGGAUGGUUCCUGUACCAAUGCUUCUUUCCAAGUCACAAUUAAAAGACUCAAUGAAGAAUGUAUGAGAUUAAGGACUGAAAUCUGUAAACUCAAGGGUGAAGUAGAUUCAUUAACAUUCAGUAAAGAAAGUUUCCAAGGCAAAGAUGAGAAAGUCAAUAAGUUAACUGGCCUGCCUUCUUACUGUAAAUUGAUUGUUGUAUUCUCUUUUAUAUCACCAUUACUUAAUGUUAAGUCAUGUUUGUCACCUUUUCAGCAGUUUUUACUAACAUUAAAGCGCUUGAGAAUGAAUUUACCACUUUUUUUCCUAGGUCAUUGUUUUCAUACAUCAACAUCAACCGCUAGUAGGGUUUUCAACAACACACUGAAUGUUAUGUAUUUCCGGCUGUGUAAUAUUAUAAGGUGGCCAAGCAGAGAUCAGAUUUUAAUUAGUCUUCCCAUGUGUUACAGAAAAAACUUCAAAAAUUGCACUAGUAUUAUUGACUGCUUUGAGAUAUUCAUUGAAAGACCUAAAGAGAUGAGAGCACGUGCACAAACCUAUUUACAAUAUAAACAUCAUAAUACAGUUAAGUAUCUCAUUUCCAUAACACUACAAGGGGUCAUUAGCUUUGUUUCAAAAGGUUGGGGUGGUAGGACAAGUGAUAAGUAUGUGACGGAGCAUAGUGGAUAUCAUGAACUGUUGUCCCAUGGGGAUGUGGUUCUUGCUGACAGAGGGUUUAAUGUAGCAGAUUCUGUAGGACUUGUCAAUGCACAACUCAAGAUACCUGCCUUUACCAAAGGAAAAGCACAGCUUCACCCAGAAUAAAUCGAGUCAUCGAGAGGACUGGCAGCUGUGCGCAUCCAUGUGGAGAGAAUUAUAGGAAUUGUAAGGAAUAAGUACUCUAUUUUGCAAGGAACCAUACCCAUAUCACUUUGUUAUUCAGCCUCAGAUGGACUCACGCCACUAGACAAAAUGGUGAAAGUGUGUUGUGUCCUCUGUAAUCUUUGCCCUCCUGUUGUUCCACCAGAGU
Messenger RNA from Girardinichthys multiradiatus, 1726 nucleotides. RefSeq lists its product as uncharacterized. The record is from RefSeq and is a predicted model, not a curated record. The transcript is spliced from 2 exons. Lineage: Eukaryota; Metazoa; Chordata; Actinopteri; Cyprinodontiformes; Goodeidae. Bases 253 to 1521 code for a protein of 422 amino acids.